AUGAAGACCAAGGAACUCUCCAAACAAAGACAGUUAGGUGAGAAAUAUUUGGAAUCCCAGAAGAGAAUUGGGGAGAGAGAGAAGAAGAUUCAAGAGUUGAGACAGACUGUGGACACUCUGAAGCACUCUGCACAGGCAGCAGUGGAGGACAGUGAGAGGAUCUUUACUGAGCUGAUCUGCUACAUUGAGAAAAGACGCUCUGAGUUGAAGGAGAUGAUCAGAGCUCAGGAGAAAUCUGAAGUGAGUCGGGCUGAAGGACUCUUGGAACAACUGGAGCAGGAGGUUGUUGAGCUGAGGAGGAGAGAUGUUGAGUUGAAGCAGCUCUCAAACACAGAGGAUCACAUCCAUUUCCUCCAGUGGCCAGAUUCCUGCCUGCUGACAUUGGAUCCCAAUACAACAUAUCAGAACCUGUGUCUGUCUGAGGGGAACAGAAAGGUGACAUGGAGUGGAGAGGUUCAGUACUAUCCUGACCAUCCUGACAGAUUUACCUUCGUAAAUCAGGUGUUGUGUAGAGAGGGUCUGUCUGGAGUCUGUUACUGGAAGGUAGAGUGGAGUGGGAAGUGGGUUCGUGUAGCCGUCUCAAAUAAAGAGAUCAGCAGGAAAGGAAAUGGUCGUGAGUGUGUGUUCGGACGUAAUGAUCAGUCCUGGGUGUUAUUCUGCUCUACAUCCAGAUGUUGUUUCAGCCACAAUAAUACCAGGACUGAUAUCCAUGUCCCCUGCUCCUCCAGAGUAGGAGUGUAUCUGGACCACAGGGCAGGAACUCUGUCCUUCUACAGUGUCUCUGACACAAUGACCCUCCUCCACAGAGUCCAGACCACAUUCACUCAGCCACUCUAUCCUGGGUUCUAUGUUUAUAAUGGAUCUGUGAAGAUACUGACACCUAUUCAGUGAUACAUCUAUCAGUCUGCUUGUAUCAAUGUAUGAAUGAUUAACUGCGGCUAAAGAUUGAUUUAAGAUUACAGAUAUCAUAUAGAACAGCAUGAUAUAGUUACACAUUUGCAUGUACAC
Esox lucius (northern pike) is the source of this 1008-nucleotide messenger RNA. RefSeq names its product stonustoxin subunit beta-like. The transcript has 5 exons. The record is from RefSeq and is a predicted model, not a curated record. Bases 1 to 891 code for a protein of 296 amino acids. Gene Ontology annotation, molecular function: protein binding. Lineage: Eukaryota; Metazoa; Chordata; Actinopteri; Esociformes; Esocidae.